Messenger RNA from Lepus europaeus (European hare), 681 nucleotides. It is a transcript of the gene CMC1, whose product is annotated as C-X9-C motif containing 1. The coding region runs from base 189 to 509 and encodes 106 amino acids. Gene Ontology annotation, cellular component: mitochondrion. The transcript is spliced from 4 exons. The record is from RefSeq and is a predicted model, not a curated record. NCBI's taxonomy places the organism in Eukaryota, Metazoa, Chordata, Mammalia, Lagomorpha, Leporidae.
UAGGAAGUAGCGGACGCGAUAAAAGGACCCGUGGGGCCUCGCUGAGGGCGUUGCGCCCCUCCUCUCUCCGACCCCGGGCUCCCGUCGCGGGGCUCUCCGGGCGGUCGCACGUGUUGUCAGGCGCGGGCUCCUCCCCUGUCCGCCCCCUCCCCCGGAGCCGCGGCGCCGCUCGUUCCGUGCCCGCCGCGAUGGCGCUCGACCCCGCAGAGCAGCAUCUCAGACAUGUCGAAAAAGACGUUUUGAUUCCUAAAAUAAUGAGAGAGAAGGCCAAAGAGAGAUGUUCUGAACAAGUUCAAGAUUUUACCAAAUGCUGCAAGGAAUCUGGAAUCCUUAUGGUAGUAAAAUGUCGGAAGGAAAAUUCUGCAUUGAAAGAAUGUCUAACUGCCUACUAUAAUGAUCCAGCCUUUUAUGAAGAAUGCAAAAUGGAAUACCUGAAGGAAAGGGAAGAAUUCAGAAAAACUGGAAUUCCUACUAAGAAGAGACUACAGAAGCUUCCCACCAGCACGUAGAAAAUAUUCCAGUGACAUUCAGAAACUGUAAUAUCUGUGGAAGUCAUUUACAAUAUAAGUCACCUAGCAUAAUGGACUCUACAUAAAAAUAUUUCAUCCUAAUUAUGAAAAAUGUUACCUCAAAUACAGAUCUUUAUUUCAAAGUUCUGAUCUAUUAAAUGAUAGAAGUAAA